AUGUCAAAGCGGAAAGACGUGGUAUACGAGCCCGAGCUGAAGGCGCCCACUGAUUCGGGCCUGCUACAGGUCAUUGGUCUCGUCGGGUCUGGUCUUGAGGCUGUGGCCUGUGGCCUGGAGACUCGUGGGCUGUGGCGCCGACAGAGAACAAAGAAAGACACCGGCAAUAUGGGCAUCCAGACACUACGUAGGGCUGGAUCAGGGCUGGAUCAUCGGGCCAGUGGGAGAGCCGUCUCAGAACGCCAACAGUGGAGUGCCCGAAAGCGGACUUCGUAG
Molecule: messenger RNA, 276 nt
Organism: Diaporthe amygdali
Lineage: Eukaryota; Fungi; Ascomycota; Sordariomycetes; Diaporthales; Diaporthaceae
Exons: 1
Coding region: 1-276 (91 amino acids)
Source: RefSeq, a predicted model, not a curated record